GGCCUCGAGGGUGCAGCGGGCACUGGGACAGUGGUGACCCAGAGACCCAGGCAGAGCCCUUACCGUCCCACGACUCUCGGACCUGAGUUGGUUGCAGACCUGGGGUCACAGGCGCCUCCGCAUGCUGCUGUGCAGUUAGGGAGAUGCUGCAGGAUAAGGGCCUGUCGGAGAGCGAGGAGGCCUUCCGGGCCCCGGGCCCUGCGCUUGGGGAGGCCAGCGCCACCAACGCUACCACCACCGUACCCGAGCCCACGCUGGCCACCCCUGGCCUUAGCGGAGCAGCUCUGGGCAGUCCCCCGGGCCAGGGAGCCGACAUCGCCGCUACCGCCGCCGAACAGACCAUCGAGAACAUCAAGGUGGGGCUGCACGAGAAGGAGCUGUGGAAGAAGUUCCACGAAGCGGGCACCGAGAUGAUCAUCACCAAGGCCGGCAGGAGGAUGUUCCCCAGCUACAAGGUGAAAGUCACAGGCAUGAACCCCAAGACCAAGUACAUCCUGCUCAUCGACAUCGUCCCAGCUGAUGACCAUCGCUACAAGUUCUGUGAUAACAAAUGGAUGGUUGCAGGGAAGGCUGAGCCGGCCAUGCCAGGGAGGCUUUAUGUCCACCCAGACUCUCCUGCCACCGGGGCCCAUUGGAUGCGGCAGCUGGUCUCUUUCCAGAAGUUGAAGCUGACAAACAACCACCUGGACCCCUUUGGCCACAUCAUCCUCAACUCCAUGCAUAAGUACCAGCCACGGCUGCACAUCGUUAAGGCAGAUGAGAACAAUGCUUUUGGCUCCAAAAACACAGCCUUUUGUACCCAUGUGUUCCCAGAGACCUCCUUCAUCUCCGUGACCUCCUAUCAGAACCACAAGAUUACACAGCUGAAAAUUGAGAACAACCCUUUUGCCAAGGGAUUCCGGGGCAGUGAUGACAGUGACCUGCGUGUGGCCCGGUUGCAGAGCAAGGAGUAUCCAGUGAUCUCCAAAAGCAUCAUGAGGCAGAGGCUCGUCUCCAGCCAGCUCUCAGCUAAGCCCGAUGUCAGCCCCCUGCACAGCGCACACCAGGCCCUGCAGCACUACCAGUAUGAGAACGGGGCCCACAUGCAGUUUGCUGCUGCAGAGCCCCAGGACCUGCCCCUCAACACCUUCCCAACGCAGCGGGACUCUAGCCUCUUCUACCACUGCCUGAAGCGCAGAGCAGACGGUGCCCGCCACCUGGACUUACCGUGCAAGCGAUCAUAUCUGGAAACUCCCUCUUCGGUGGGAGAUGAUCACUAUUUCCGUUCACCCCCUCCCUAUGACCAGCAGAUGCUGAGUCCUUCCUAUUGCAGUGAGGUGACCCCCAGAGAGGCCUGUAUGUACUCCGGCUCAGGGCCUGAGAUCGCAGGGGUGUCUGCCGUGGACGACUUGCCCCCACCGGCACUCAGCUGUAACAUGUGGACAUCGGUAUCGCCGUACACCAGUUACAGUGUUCAAACCAUGGAGACUGUGCCUUACCAGCCCUUCCCCACACACUUCACCACCACCACGAUGAUGCCCCGGCUGCCAACCAUCUCGGCUCAGAGCGCCCAGCCACCAGGAAAUGCCCAUUUCAGUGUGUACAAUCAGCUGUCCCAGCCUCAGGUCCGAGAGCGGGGACCCUCUGCCUCCUUCCCUAGAGAUCGUGGCCUCCCCACAGUGUGUGAGAGGAAGCCACCCUCACCGCACCUCAACGCUGCCAAUGAGUUCCUCUACUCACAGAGCUUCUCCUUGACCCGAGAGUCGUCCUUACAGUAUCAUUCAGGAGUGGGGACUGUGGAGAACUGGACCGAUGGAUGACGUAACUGCUGUAUCCUUGACAGCCCCAGGACCAUGUCAAUCCAGUAUUCACCUCUGUGGGUGGCUGGCACUGCCAAGAAACAUGGGAAGGUAUUUCAGAAGGUGUGUGUGUGUGUGUGUGUGUGUGUGAGCGCGUGCGCGCAUGUUUCUACUACGUGUGUAUGUGGUUGGAGAGCAUCUGUCUUCUGACAUGCAGCUAAGGCCAAGACAAGGAAAUAAACUACAAUUAUCUAAGAAGUAAUUUAUCUAAGAAGUAAUUUUGGCUUUAGGAGCCAAGUCCACCGUUACCUGGCAUCUCUUGAAAUGCCCUGGGUAGGAUAGAAGUGGAGGGCUCGUGAGUUAUCUAGAGUUUUCUGAAAUAUACUGAUUUUACUCAGGGGCCAGCUGGGGUCUCGGGCACAGGGAGAGCUUUCUUUGCUAGGGUUGGGGGUACCUGUGCUUACUUAGGGUUAUUGGCCUUCCACCUGCAAAGGGAGCUACCUGCCAGUCUUGGGAACAGGGAUAACCCCCCUCGUUUGGCUCCUGGAGAUUGUAUGAGACUACCUGAGCCUUAGCAUGCUGAGAGAGUGGGGCUGGCCGUACAUCAGCCUGGACUUGGAUUCUUGAAGCUCCAGGGUCUGAGGCAUACCUUUCAGAAAGGGUCAUGUGCUAAGUGUCACCUCAUGGUGCUUGCUUUCCCUCAGAGAGGAGGGGAAAUGGUACCAGUAGUAUCUCUGUAAUUGUUCAUGUUUCAUCAUGAUGAAGUGCAGAGCCCCCCCCCCCAGUCCCAGCACGUGGCCUCUCAGCCUACCAGAUACCAUCUGCAUCCUAUGAUGGGCAGGCAACAUCCCAUGGAGGUCUCACCCAGACUGAUGUUACCCCUCUGCUGGACCAUUCUUCUCCCAGAAAAAUCUGCAUCCCUGGAGCAAGAAAGCUGGAAGAAGGAAACAGACAGUUGAGAGAAAGAACUUGAGUGUUCCAGCUCAGAGGAGGCAAUAGCUCUUUCAGAGUGGGCAACGAGGAGAGCACACACUCAGCCCAUUAUUAGCAUUGGACAUCGUCAGGGUGUCAGGGUGGCUGGUGUGAACUCUCAGUCAGAAUCUGGAAAUCACUACACUCUUUGCAUGCUGGAUAGCUAUUUAAAUAUUAUAUAAAUAAAUAUAUGAAUAAAUAUAUCUAUAUCUCACAAAUGCGGGCCACAUGUCUAAUUCAGCUUUGCUUCUUACAAAUAAACUUACUGAAAAUGAAUGCCGAAGGGAGUAUUUGGAAAGACAGCUAUUUAAAUUUUUAUUACAUUUGAUGUUAUCUAAAAAUGGUUUAGAUAUAACAUAUAUAUAUAUUAUAAAUGCACACACUACAGAUAAAGCUUUAUUAGAAAACACAUUAGCUGACAGUUGGUAUGAAACUUCCAAGUGUUUUGGUAUAUAGCAUGGACAUUUUAUUUUGCAUAUUGGAACAUAAAGCCAUCUUGCAACU
Molecule: messenger RNA, 3254 nt
Organism: Phodopus roborovskii (desert hamster)
Lineage: Eukaryota; Metazoa; Chordata; Mammalia; Rodentia; Cricetidae
Gene: Tbx4
Product: T-box transcription factor 4
Exons: 9
Coding region: 144-1799 (551 amino acids)
Biological process (GO): cell fate specification; positive regulation of DNA-templated transcription; regulation of transcription by RNA polymerase II
Cellular component (GO): nucleus
Molecular function (GO): RNA polymerase II cis-regulatory region sequence-specific DNA binding; DNA-binding transcription factor activity, RNA polymerase II-specific
Source: RefSeq, a predicted model, not a curated record